UAUGCAUAGCAUUUUCAAUGAUUUACUUUGUGUCUUUCAGAAAGAAGAGAUCAAUAAUUGUACAGUGUUAUAAUACCUAGAAAGAGAACAUUUGUGACAUACCAGUUUUUAAUAAGUAAAAACCUAGAAGCAGAGAACAAUUACUAUCUCAUUGAUAUCUUGAGAUUUGUGAACUUGAAGAACAUUGAUUCCUGUUGCAAACUCCCCCACUGUAUUUAAGAAUAUAUCAUUUACCACUGUUAAGGACAUUUAUGGAAUCAUAAGUCUGUCUGCUAGAUCAGGGACAACUUGGAGCUAACGAUAAAGAUAGUAAGGUACUAUCUGGAUUAUUCCUCUCCUGUCUAACUUGCAAGAUUCAAUCAGAAGUACACAGAAACCAAUAAGCUAAAUAUAAGUUUAAUUUAGAGACAAUGAAGGAAGCUGAGUAAGUGUGGGAGUGAGAGGAGGACAUGUAAGGCUAUAGUGGGAGAGGGGGAAUUAAGAGAGGGUUAGUGAAAGAAGCAAACAGCGAAAGAACGGUACAGUAAGAUAGUGAGAGAAAAGGACAGUGAGAGAAGGGAACAGUGUGAGUGUGGGAAUAGUGAGAGAGAGAGGUAGUGAAAGGGGAUGCAACAACAGAAAAGUUCAAUGCCAGAGAGGGAAGGAGAGUGAGAAAGGGGAACAGUGAGAAAGGGGACAGUGCAAUAGUGGGACUGUGAGUAGAGACAGUAUGAUUGAGGUACAGUGAAAGAAGGGGGCAGAGCAAGAGAAAAAGAAAGAACGAGGGAGACAGAGAGAGAGAGAGAGCGAUAAAGAGAAAGAGUGAGAACGAGAGAGAGUGAGAACGAGAAAGAGAGAGAGAGAGAGAGAGAGAGAGAGAGAGAGAGAGAGAGAGAGAGAGAGAGAGAGAGAGAGAGACAGAAACAGAGAGUAAAAUGUGUAGCAAUAUGGAGAUCAUGAGGAAUCCGGAGGAGGUACCAGACAAUAAUGAUUCAGCAACCAACGAAAUAUCUGACUCACCAAAGAAAAUUGCUUCUCGACAAAAAUUGCUUAUAACGGCACUGUUGCUAUCUCGUUUGAUAUCUGCUUCGGUGUUCCCUCUACUAGAAGUUAACUAUCCAGUUGAGGCUAAACGUCAUGGAAUGAACAAUACUUUAAUCAGCUUGCUGUUUGGUGUUUAUCCACUCAUGAAUGUAUUGGGUCCACAAAUGGUCAAAAAAAUGCUCUAUCAUUUUGAAUUAAGACAUAUCUUAUAUGUUGCAACAGCAUUUUCUGCCAUGAACACAGUUUUUUUGGGGUAA
Molecule: messenger RNA, 1280 nt
Organism: Octopus bimaculoides (California two-spot octopus)
Lineage: Eukaryota; Metazoa; Mollusca; Cephalopoda; Octopoda; Octopodidae
Product: MFS-type transporter SLC18B1
Biological process (GO): transmembrane transport
Molecular function (GO): transmembrane transporter activity
Source: RefSeq, a predicted model, not a curated record